Molecule: messenger RNA, 1756 nt
Organism: Syngnathus acus (greater pipefish)
Lineage: Eukaryota; Metazoa; Chordata; Actinopteri; Syngnathiformes; Syngnathidae
Gene: ube2v1
Product: ubiquitin-conjugating enzyme E2 variant 1
Exons: 4
Coding region: 117-557 (146 amino acids)
Biological process (GO): DNA damage tolerance; protein K63-linked ubiquitination
Cellular component (GO): nucleus
Source: RefSeq, a predicted model, not a curated record
GUGCAUGCACACUUUUUGGUUUGGUUUGGGCGGGCGGGCGCGCGCGUGCGCGCGCUCGCUCGCUCCAUAACAUACUCAACAUCGUACGUGCGCGCAACCGAGAAACUGUGACCAAGAUGGCGUGUCCACACGGAUCAAAUGUGGUAGUUCCCCGUAAUUUCCGGCUGCUGGAAGAACUGGAUGACGGUCAGAAAGGAGUGGGAGACGGCACGGUGAGUUGGGGCCUCGUCAACGACGACGAUAUGACCCUCACUCAAUGGAAUGCUACCAUCAUCGGCCCCCCCAAGACCGUCUAUGAAGGCAGAAUAUACUGUCUGAAAAUUGAAUGUGGACCCAGAUACCCAGAUCAUCCUCCUCAUGUACGUUUUUUGCACAAGAUCAACAUGGUGGGAGUACAUACAUCGAAUGGCGUUGUGGACAUUAAGGCCCUGCCCCGCUUGUGCAGAUGGAAAAACACUUACACGAUGCGCAUGGUGCUCACGGAGCUCAAACAACACAUGACAAUGAAAGAGAACUACAAGCUUUCCCAGCCACCUGAAGGCCAAAUGUACAACUGAUGCAUCUGCCCUUGUCCCUUGCUUGCGCUCAUCCACUUACACAAAGAAGCAGACACACAGGCAAGCCAAUUCCAUUCCACAAAUUCAACACUGGCUAGAGCACAACUGUCAAUUGAUUGCAAACGAGAGCGGGAAUCAUCAUAAUACAGCUGAUUUCCUGGCCCAGUUAGCCAUUUUGCUCCACAGGGAAGACCUUGAGUUUACAAUCCCCAAAAUACUGUGUAUUUGGCUUGUUUGUUUUUGUGUGCACGUGUGUGUGGGGGGGGGGCAUACUGAUUAUUUGUUGCAAUACUAAAUUGUUCAUAGCUUACACUGUACUGCGGUUCCAUCAGUGGUUUCAGCCCAUUCCGAGUUUUGUUUUUAAAUAAGAAAGCAGACUUUUUUUGCUCUUGCUCCCAACUAGAUUCCCAUAUCCUAAACCACACUUAGUCUGAUCAGCCAAACGAGUCUUGAACAAAAUCCCCACAUCGUGCAAACCCAAAGAUGUGAAUGAGUUGGUCCGAGGUGCAUGUCUGGUUCAAGCCAGUCUAUUAUUAGGCAACGUGCACGGCAAGACUUGUGUGUGUCAUAACGAACGCUUUGUGAUGGUGACUCAUUGUGAGCAAGCUGUGGGACAGGACAGGACAGGACAGGACAGGACAGGGGAGGGGAGGGGAGGCUUACGGCUGCGGACAACACAGUAUAUAUAUAUAUAUAUAUAUAUAUGCUUGUAACUUUUCCAGAUGGCCACUUUACAGUGGCUUGUGCAAACGUUUCUUUCUAUUUUUUGGGGGGUUUCUGGGCUGAGCGUGUGUGCACCCUGCAGUAGUCACCUGUCAUUUUCUGAGUUGCCUGCCACUAAGCAAUGUAUGGCUUUGGAUGUUUAUUUUGUAACAGGAACAUUCAAUCAGGGUGACAGGGACCUUUGUUUGAAUUAAAUGUUAUGACUUUUGCACUUUGCGUAUGGUGAUUUUCCAAGCAAAUGAUAAAAGCUCAGACCACGACACAUUUCUAUCACCGGCGGCGUGUUGCCAACAAUACAGUGUGUGUCGAGUGAUGUGUGUAAGUCGCAAAGUCUUGACAAAAGUCCGAAACGACAAAAGUGAGCAGAGCCAUGAAAUGAAAAUGCCAUUUUUCCGCGGUACCUCUGAGUUGCGACAAUUCUUCCCUUAACCAAUAAAUGCAUGACCAAGUAUAGCAGACUCAAAGUGAUACCGUUA